This is a messenger RNA of Schistocerca cancellata (South American locust), 1774 nucleotides long. RefSeq names its product myrosinase 1-like. NCBI's taxonomy places the organism in Eukaryota, Metazoa, Arthropoda, Insecta, Orthoptera, Acrididae. Gene Ontology annotation, molecular function: beta-glucosidase activity. Gene Ontology annotation, biological process: carbohydrate metabolic process. The transcript is spliced from 11 exons. The record is from RefSeq and is a predicted model, not a curated record. Bases 21 to 1505 code for a protein of 494 amino acids.
CCGUGUCCAUACAACAGACCAUGGCGAGGGGUCUAACAAUUUUGCUGUCCACGUUGGCUGUACUGCAUCUCACCAGAGCUGCGUCUAAUAGCUCCCUCAACCAGUUCCCGGAAGGUUUCCUGCUUGGAGCUGCCACAGCCUCCUAUCAGAUAGAAGGGGCCUGGAACGAGGAUGGUAAAGGCGAAAACAUCUGGGAUCAUAUGCUGCACGAACAUCCGAAAUUCUCAAAAAAUGGUGAUAACGGUGACGUAGCCUGCGACUCGUACCACAAGUAUGCUGAGGACGUCGAGGCUCUCAAAGGCAUCGGGGCGACCGCAUACCGCUUCUCCGUCUCGUGGGCGAGGAUUUUGCCUACAGGAGACCUGGACGUGAUCAACCAAGCUGGUAUCGAUUACUAUAACAACCUCAUCAAUCUGCUCCUCGAGAACGGCAUCGAACCAAUUGUGACGAUGUACCACUGGGACCUGCCGCAAGCUCUGCAGUACAUCGGAGGCUGGCCCAACCCCAUCCUAGCGGACUAUUUCGUUGAAUACGCCAGGAUACUUUUCCAGAAUUUUGGUGACAGGGUGAAGUGGUGGAUCACGUUCAACGAGCCCGUGGGAGUCACGAGCGGCUACUCGAGCGUGGGCGUGCGGGCGCCCUCUCAGAAUGCCCCGGGCAUCGGCAACUACCUGGCGGCGCACACACUCAUCCGCGCCCACGGGAAAGUCUACCGCCUGUACGACGAGCAGUUCCGCGCCACACAGAAUGGGAGUGUCGGCAUUACCCUUAGCACUGACUGGAAUGAGCCGGCGGAAGACACGCAAGAGUGCCGCGAUGCUCAGAGGCGGAAGUUCGAGUUUGAGAUGGGGCUGUACGGCCACCCGAUAUUCGUGGAUGGAGACUACCCGGCCGUGGUCCGCCAGAGGGUUGACAACAACAGCGCGGCAGAGGGGCGGCCGAGGUCCCGCCUGCCCAGCUUCACCGAAGAGGAGAAGCAGUACAUCAAAGGGUCGGCGGAUUUCUUUGGGCUCAACAGUUACACGACGAAACUAGUCAAGCCUGGAGAGUGGGGCGCCUCACCUUCGUUGGAACGAGACAGCGGAAUUACCAGUUCCUUCAACGAGUCGUGGCCAGAGAGCGCAGUACGGUGGCUCAGGGUGGUGCCAUGGGGAUUCCGAAAGGUGCUGAACUGGGUGUCCACAGAGUACGCAGGAUAUCCAAUCAUUGUAACGGAGAAUGGUUACGCAGACUAUGGAGAACUCGAUGACCAAGAGCGCAUCAACUACUACGGCAGUUAUCUGGCUGAAAUGCUUAAAGCUAUCAACGAAGAUGGAGUGAAUGUAUUUGGGUACAUGACAUGGAGCAUCAUCGACAACCUUGAAUGGACUUCUGGAUUCUCGGUGAAGUUCGGCGUCUAUCACGUGGACUUCAACAGCACAGAGCGAACGAGGACUCCCAAGGCGUCGGCGAAUUUCAUUGGUGGCAUUUACAGGAACAGGACUGUUCCUGAGGAGUACUUCUAAUUUUAAGUUCAGCCUUACACUCUGUAAUAUACCUUCUUCUUGGUAGAUAUUCGAAGUAACUCCUGACUCUUUUAGGUUUUCUUUCUCGACAAAAAUGUAUUUAACUUGUAUAUAGUCCUAGGUUUGUAUCAAUAUCAGUAUGAUAGGAAAUAUACUGCUAUUCCCUACCGUUUAUUUCCAUGAAAUCAUCACUAUAUUAGUUCAUUCUCUAGCAUUCUUUGGUAAAUGUCAACGCCUUGUUCACGUUAAAUGUGGCCACCUGCCCCAUG